This is a messenger RNA of Salvia hispanica, 1389 nucleotides long. Its product is annotated as benzyl alcohol O-benzoyltransferase-like. The record is from RefSeq and is a predicted model, not a curated record. NCBI's taxonomy places the organism in Eukaryota, Viridiplantae, Streptophyta, Magnoliopsida, Lamiales, Lamiaceae.
AUGCAGUCCACGAAGAGUUUAACCUUCAAGGUGUCGAGAAAAAACCCCGAGCUGAUCGCGCCGGCAAAGGCGACGCCUCACGAAUUCAAGCUCCUCUCCGACAUCGACGAUCAAGAUGGCCUCCGCUUCCAAAUUCCGGUGAUUCAGUUCUACCGCUCCCAGGAAGGCAAGGGCAUCAUGGAUCCCGUGAAGGCGAUCCGUGACGCCGUUGCCAAGGCUUUGGUUUCGUACUACCCUUUCGCCGGGCGACUGAGGGAACGCGCGGCCCGGAAGCUGGUGGUGGAGUGCACCGGAGAGGGCGUCAUGUUCAUCGAGGCCGACGCGGACGUGACGCUCAAGCAGUUUGGAGAGGCUCUUCAUCCGCCGUUCCCAUGUUUGAAAGAGCUGCUUUAUGAUGUUCCUGGAUCAACCCAACUCCUCAAUUGCCCCCUCUUGCUGAUUCAGGUUACUCGACUGAAAUGCGGAGGAUUCAUCUUCGCAAUCCGCCUGAAUCACACAAUGAGCGACGCGUUCGGACUCGUCCAAUUUAUGUCAGCGGUCGGCGUACUCGCCUGCGGCGCCGAGGCCCCUUCCAUCCCACCGGUCUGGGAGCGACACCUCCUCACCGCACGCGACCCGCCGACUGUGACGCACAUGCACCGCGAGUACGACGACGUCAUUCCAGACGCCAAAAAAGGAGCUCCCACCCCACCCCAAGACAUGGCGCACCGCUCCUUCUUUUUCGGCCCAGCCGAGCUCUCUGCUCUUCGCAGCCUCCUGCCUCCCCACACGCGCCGCAACAGCUCUACCUUCGAGCUCCUCGCAGCCUCCCUCUGGCGCUGUCGCACAAUCGCCAUCUCGCCAGACCCCAAGGAUGAGGUCAGAUUCAUGUGCAUCGUGAACACUCGGCGCCGAUUCAGUCAGCCACUCCCAGCCGGCUACUACGGCAACGCCUUCGCUUUCUCAGUCGCGAUAGCAACUGCAGGAGACUUAUCGACGAGACCGCUGGAUUUCGUGGUGGGGCUGGUGAAGAAGGCCAAGGACGAGGUGACGGAGGAGUACAUGAGGUCGCUGGCGGAUGUGAUGGUGAUUAGGAACCGCCCGCAUUUCUCUGUGGCGCGGACCUACCUGGUGUCGGAUGUGAGGCACGCGGGCUUCAGAAAGGUGGAUUUCGGGUGGGGAAAACCGGUUUACGGUGGACCGGCGGAGGGCGGGGUCGAUGAGAUUCCUGGAGUGGUGAACUUUUACAUUCCUUUUAUGAAUAACAAGGGCGAGGACGGAGUGUUGGUUCCAAUGUGCUUGGCGGCGAAUGCCAUGGAAGUGUUCGUCAAAGAGCUCGAGGGGAUGUUACAAGGUGUCGAUGCGGUGGCUGGCCGGAAAAAGGGGGUGUUCAUAGGGUCGGCUAUGUGA